UGAAUGUGAUUUCAGAAAACUAAUUAUGAAGGCCAUUCAGGACUCCAGCCAUAGCAUACAAACACAAAUUAAGGAAUCUCAAGUCCUGUUCACCAAAGAACUAAGAAUUUCACAAAGAGAGCUCUACAAAUAAAUACAGGAACUAAAAGAUAGCCUUGACAGUAAGAGAGCCUAACUGAGAGAUCUUAUAUUGAGAAUAAAUCAGCUUGAGGAUAGAGUAGCAAAACUAGAAAGCAAAACCUCCACACGCUCAGAGAGCAAAGCAGUUGAAGAAGAAGGUUCACAAAAAAAUGUAGCAGUCCUCUGUGAAUUAGCAUAUUCCAUCAGAAGGAAAAAUCUGCAAGUUUUCAGGAGUCCCUGAAGAUGAUGAGAAAGCUAGAGGAGCAGAGGGCAUAUUCAGAGCAAUUAUUGCAGAAAACUUUCCACAUCUAGAUAAUGGCCAAAGACUAGAUAUAGUAGAAGAGGAAAGGAAGCCAAAGCUACUGAACUCUAAAUAAACAACCCCAAGAAAUACAGUAAUACUGUCCAAAAGUAAGGACAAAGAAGAAAUAUUGCAAGCUCCAAGGGAAAGGGAGAAGCUACAGAGGCAGAACCCUCAGGCUAUAACCAGAUUUCUCAACAUCAACCCAAGAAGCAAGAAGGGGAUAGAAUGAUAUUUUUAUGAUAUUAGGAGAUAAUAAUUAUAAACCACAUGUACUAUUUUCCUGCCAAAUUAUUCUUCAAGUAUGAAGGAGAAAUCAAAAGCUUCCCAAAUAUAUAGAAACUGAAGGAAUUCACCACCAGCCCUGUCAUGCAAGAACUAUUGAAAGAACUACAAGAAAAGAAGUAAAGGAACUCAACUCCAAAUGAGGAGUUAUCCAGUCUACUUGUGCUACUAGAUGGACAGAAAACUGACUUAAAAGUGUCAACGGGGAUGGGUUUUGAUUUUUGUGCUUUAUAGCAUUUCUCUCUUUUUUUCUUCACAUUUUCUCCUUUCUGUAAAAACUGCCAUUGAAGUUAGAAAAAUGAAUCAGUUGAAAAGAAAAAGAAAGAGCAAUUUUAGUGUUCAAGAAACUCAGACCCUUUUGAAAGAAAUCACCAAAAGGAAAGAAGUCAUUUUUUCCAAGCAGCUCAAUACAACAAUUAACGUGAUGAAACGAAUGGCCUGGGAGGAGAUUGCGCAGUGUGUGAAUGCAGUUGGGGAGGGAGAACAGAGGACGGGCACAGAAGUGAAGAGAAGGUACCUGGACUGGCGAGCACUGAUGAAAAGAAAGAGCAUGAAGGCAAACAUUAAGCUGGUUGGUUCGGGAUUUCCCCUCCCCACUUCCGAUUUAGAUGACUCUCUCACUGAAGAGAUAGAUGAAAAGAUUGGAUUUCGAAAUGACACAAAUUUUGACUGGCAGAAUGUGGCUGAUUUCAGGGAUGCAGGUGGAUCUUUAAUAGAGGUCAAAGUGGAGGAGGAAGAAAGAGAACCCCAGAGUCCUGAGUUUGAGAUCGAAGAAGAAGAAGAAAUGCUGUCAUCAGUCAUACCAGAUUCCAGGAGGGAAAGCGAGCUUCCUGAUUUCCCCCACAUCAAUGAAUUUUUCACUCUUAAUUCCACAUCGUCCAGGUCUGUCUACGAUGAGCUGCAUUUGCUGGUAAACAUAGAGAAGCAGAAGUUAGAGCUGGAGAAACGAAGGCUGGAUAUAGAGGCUGAGAGGCUGCAGGUAGAAAAGGAACGCCUCCAGAUUGAGAAGGAGCGGCUGUGGCACCUAGACCUGGAGCACGAGCGCCUGCAGCUGGAGAAGGAGCGGCUGCAGAUCGAGAGGGAGAAGCUGAGGCUGCAGAUAGUCAGCUCAGGGAAGCCGCCUCUGGAAAACGAACUUGGCCAAGGAGAGAAGCCCAUGCUCCAGCCACAGGACACAGAAACAGAGAAGCUUAAGCUCGAGCGAGAACGCUUGCAACUGGAGGAUAGGCUGCAGUUUUUGAAAUUUGAGUCUGAGAAGCUACAGAUUGAAAAGGAACACUUAUAAGUAGAGAAAGAGAGACUUCGGGUUCAGUAGGAAGGACACUUGCAGUGAUUUUCCUGGGUCUCCAUUUAGCAUAUGUUUGUAAACCAUAGGCUUUUCUCUGUAUCAGGUAAUAUUUAAAAUGGCUGCAGGAUUAGUGAUGCUUUUUUUUUCUUUCCCCCAUUUAGUGCUCAGUGUUUUCAAUAGGAAAGGGAUAGUUAUGCGUGGGUAACUGUAUACUAAAGUAGAAUAUCACAUAAAAAUAUAUGCCCUUGUGUAAACAGUAUAGCAGAGAGUAGUGUGCUACGCUCACUAAAUCAGUACUAUUACAUAGUCUUGUAUAAACUGUGCAUUCAGUUUACAAUUAUGUCUGUAGAGCUAGCUCAUUGAUUCUGGGAGUUGAUUUUGGCCCCCAGGAGACAAAGUACAAUAUCUAGAGACAUUUUUGGUUGUCAGAAUGGGGAAGUGGACUCAUUCCUACUGGCACAAAGCAAGUGAAUGAUAUUUUCAUCCAGCCAUGCACAGCACCCCCCUCCAUCCCCUCAGUAUCCCAACCAAGAAUGUCACUACUGCUGGCACUGAGGAAUUUUGUCCUAGCCUGACUGUCCACCUCUAUAGCUUUGCUCCAUAGUUUCUCAAUAUUAAAAUCUCAGAUGUUUAUGUGGGUAGCUACUUAAAUGGGCCAAAAACUUUAACUAUGGAUUAUUAUUAUGUAGUGUAUUGAAUAUGGCAAGUGGGGAAGAUUAUAUGCAUUUUAUUCCCAUGUUUCCAUCUCUAAGUAACCUGAGAUUCAGAAAGCAAUAUAGGAAGCAUCACAAAUUGUCUACAAUUGACCACUUCAAAAAGCAGUUCAUUCUCCUAGCUUCUGAUAGUUCAGUAACAACACACUGUUUUUAAGCUUUGACUAAGUUCCUCUUCUUCUUUGAAUCCAUUGUCUUAGUUUAGGUUUAAAAAAAUGUCAUUUCAAUCACGCAUUGAAAUCUUAGGUAAGUAAAAGGUUGAAGCUAGUGAAAGUGGUGCCAACCUAAAAAUGGUACCAGUAGUCCAUGAGAUUGAACACAAUGAGUGAUCAUUUGAUUUUUUUAAAAUAAAGAAUAGCUAGUGGAAGUGGGGUGGAGGAGGGUGGGGUGGGGUGGGGAGGAUGUCCUCUAGAUGAUGAUGAAGAUGGUGAAAUAAAAAAUAGUAGCUGUGUGUUAUGAAUUAGGGAAGCACUUAUCACACUGGCCUAAUUGGAACAGUUCUGAGAGUAAUGUUUAUUGUUAUACCCAAAUCUGAGACUCAGAGAAGUCACACCAUUAGCAAAUAGUUGAUGUCCUAUAUCAUGAUGGUGUAUUUGUCUUUGCCCCCUCUGUGAGGAACAAAGUUAGUAUCCUCAAUCCCUUUGGUAUUUGCUCUGAAACCAAGGGCUUGUUUAAUCUGGUGAUUUGCCUUCAGCUCCCUGAAGGUGCUCUUUCUACAGUCCAGGUGAUUCUAUUGUGUUCUCAAAUUGAAUCACUGCACGAGAUCACUUUGUAUAUUCUGAUUUCCAGGGCCGAUAUGUAGCUUUAAUAAUCUCUUCUAUUGACAGAUACUACCUUGAUUAUUCUGCACCUUUCUUCUUUUUUUAAUUUAAGAAGGUCUUGAAACCAUAUGUAACAUUUGAGUAUGGGUAUUAAUAUACUUCUGCUUAGUUACCCUGAUUUUGAAAUAGUGUUAUUUUUGUAUAAUUGAAAUAAAUGCUUCUACUGUAGAAAUAAAAUUUGCCUGUACUGUC
Messenger RNA from Erinaceus europaeus (western European hedgehog), 3720 nucleotides. RefSeq names its product Myb/SANT DNA binding domain containing 4 with coiled-coils (gene MSANTD4). Lineage: Eukaryota; Metazoa; Chordata; Mammalia; Eulipotyphla; Erinaceidae. The record is from RefSeq and is a predicted model, not a curated record. The transcript has 3 exons. The coding region runs from base 1005 to 1991 and encodes 328 amino acids.